Messenger RNA from Cucurbitaria berberidis CBS 394.84, 772 nucleotides. RefSeq lists its product as uncharacterized. NCBI's taxonomy places the organism in Eukaryota, Fungi, Ascomycota, Dothideomycetes, Pleosporales, Cucurbitariaceae. The record is from RefSeq and is a predicted model, not a curated record. Bases 54 to 581 code for a protein of 175 amino acids. The transcript has 2 exons.
CUUACACAGACACCACUAAACAAAACAGAUAGACAAGAAUCUAAUUCGCAGCCAUGUUCUCAUUCAACACAACCACGAAUCUCCACCACGUAACCCUCCUCCCACGCGGAACAGAAUUCCAACACGCCCUCUCGCACCUCCACAACCACGACCUCCUGAUCCGCCUCGACCCCGAACUGGCACACUACGAAACCCUGCCCGCGGACCCCGCGAACCCAAAUGCAAAGCGCUACAAAGUCACCGACCACAUGCACACGUUGCCAAAAGGCCUCUGGGACACCACGGUAGCUUUUGAAGCAGACAUUACAGAUACAGACGACGGCAUCUUGUGGGCUAUCAAGGCGCCGCUGGGACUCGUGCAGAGGACGACGUGGCGGCUAUUGAAGACGGAGACGCUGGCGCAGGAGGAUGUUGGUGGUGUGGCUGAGAGUGAGAGGGGAGAGUGGAGUUUAGUGGAGGAUGUUGAGAUCAAGGCGAAUAGGAUGUUGGUGGGCACUGUCAAGGGGAAGUGUGAGGAGAACUGGAGGGGGGUACAUGCGAGGUUUGUCGGGCAUUUGAAGGGUGAGGCGGUCAAGUCGUAGGAUCUGCUUUGCUCAAGGUAUCACGAUGUGCUCUGGCGCUUGAAUAGUGAUGUUCUCGUCAUAGCUACUACAACUGCUGAGGUCCUACAACAAAGGUAGCAUGUGAUCCACUCCAUGUAGACCUCACCCCACUUUCUCGAGAACAGCUCCACUGUGGGGUAAUUGCGAAAACCCAAUUCUCCAGUUCAGUA